AUGGGUUUUAAAGAAGAUCUUAAUUUAGUUGGAAACGACUUUUCGUUUUUGGGAAUGUUUUUCUAUGUCGGGUUCUUAGCUGCUGAGCUGCCUACUCAGUGGUUGGCCCAGAGAAUCUCGUUUCUCGGCAAGUAUCUGGGUAUUAAUGUCACUCUGUGGGGUGUUGUUUUAGCUUGUCAUGCUGCUUGUAAUUCGUAUGCUCAAGUGGCUGUUCUUAGAACAUUGCUGGGUAUUUUCGAGGCCUGUGUAGCUCCUAUUCUCGUACUUAUUAUUUGCAUGUGGUACAAGAAACAAGAGCAAGGAAAGAGAGUAGCAUGUUUCUAUGUCAUGAACAGUUUUACUUCAGUUGCUGCUGGUCUCAUUGCAUAUGGAGCCUCGUUCACAAAGAGUUCGUUUGCCUCUUGGAGGAUCUUUUUGCUUUGCAUGGGCCUUGUAACUGUCGUGUGUGGAGUACUGGUAUUCUUGUACUUGCCUGAUUCCCCUACAAAGGCUAAAGGAUUCACUGAUGAAGAGAAGCUAGCUGUGCUCCUUCGUAUUAAAGAUGAUCAAAGUGGAACUCAGAACAACAAGUUGAAGGGAUACCAAAUGCUCGAGGCUGUUAGCGAUCCUAAGGUGUGGUUGGUAGUUCUUUCUGUUAUGUUGAUCUCGAUCCCUAAUGGUGCCUUGUCUAUUUUCAGUUCGCUUAUUGUCAAUAGUUUCGGUUUCAGCGCUCAAGAAACUUUGAUUGUAGGUGUCCCUGGUGGUUUGUUGAGCGGUUUCUGGCUGCUUGCUGUGCAAUACUACUCGGACAAGACCCAGAACAGAACCCUCAUGAAUCUUUGCUAUUUAUUACCAGCCAUUCUUGGGCUAGCGCUUAUGGUCGGUCUCGAGAACAGAGAAAAGACGACUGCGAUGAAAACAGGACUUUUAAUUUCCAACUAUCUCAGUCAGACGUUCGGCGGUACUCUUGCAUUGAUCUUGUCUUGGAACGCAUCCAAUGUCGCUGGUCACUCCAAGAAAGUACUUGUCAAUGCUUUGACUUUCAUCGCAUUUCCUCUUGGUAACAUCAUUGGAACUCAAACGUUUCAAGCUAAAGACGCUCCUAUGUAUAUGCCAGGAAAGGCUGCGAUUCUUGGCUGUCUCUCUCUCCAGUGUUUUAUCACUGUUGGAUGGUACUUUUUGAACCAGUUCUAUAACAACAAGAAGCAGAGAGUCUUGGAUGAGAUGGAUCCCGAGCAACGUGAAACAAUGCGUAGACAAAUGGAAUUCUCUGACGAAACAGACAUGCGCAAUCCAUUCUUCCGGUAUACUAAAUAA
Molecule: messenger RNA, 1296 nt
Organism: Sugiyamaella lignohabitans
Lineage: Eukaryota; Fungi; Ascomycota; Dipodascomycetes; Dipodascales; Trichomonascaceae
Gene: DAL5
Product: allantoate permease
Exons: 1
Coding region: 1-1296 (431 amino acids)
Biological process (GO): transmembrane transport
Cellular component (GO): membrane
Molecular function (GO): transmembrane transporter activity
Source: RefSeq, a predicted model, not a curated record